Closterium sp. Naga37s-1 is the source of this 1647-nucleotide messenger RNA. The record is from the annotation of a GenBank genome assembly. NCBI's taxonomy places the organism in Eukaryota, Viridiplantae, Streptophyta, Zygnematophyceae, Desmidiales, Closteriaceae.
AUGGGUAACCCCGUCAAACCACAGCUUGUGGCGGUUCCUCUCAUUCUCUUUCUCGUCAUCGGCUCUUGCACUGCUGCCGCUCAUCCCUGGCGACGUGCUCUCGUCCGCAACGACGACGCUGUCUCGUGGAAUGCCGCAGCCGCAUAUACCAACAGCCGCACCGCACCUCGCGGAGUCAACUCCAAGGCUGCGACGGUCGAACAGAGGGUGUCAGAGCCCCUCGUGUAUUCUGCCAGAGGCGGCGCUGCUGGUUCCCACGCGACUCCCAGUUGGAGUCAGCACACUGCUGCCAGUCGCGUGGGAACCGCUGCCCCUCACGCCGUCCAUUACGCGGCCACUCCUGACGCCGCCUCUCCCGCCGCCCCUCAUGCUGUCCAUUACGCGGCCACCCCUGACGCCGCCUCUCACGCCGCCCCUCACGCCGUCCAUUACGCGGCCACCACUGACGCCGCCUCUCACGCCGCCCCUCACGCCGUCCAUUACGCGGCCACAACCCGCGGCGCUCCUCACGCUGCACGUAACGCCGUGAAUCACGGCUCUCACGGACCUGGAAACGCCAACCUCCCUGCAGCAGCGAAUCAGCAUCGAGGUGGUGUUUCCCGCCAUGACGGUAACGGUGGUGGAACAAUCGCCGUCAACGGCGCAUUCCGCGCAGCCAGCGCGAACGACGUGGCGAUCCAUCACCGCUCCAGCCACGAGCGUCACACACGAGACGAGCGCAGCAGUGGCGGGCCAGUGGGGCGGCACAUCCAGCCCAGCAGCAGUGGAGGCUUUACUGGCGGUGUACUGGCGCCUCCACUCUGGUCCUUGCCCCGCGACAGGCCACGCUGGCCAUUUCACAAGGCAGGAGCUUCUGAUGUGGCGUUCCACAGGAGGAAUGGUGGCGGCAACAGCAAUGCGCGCGGCGCUAAUCACCCGGGCAGCUAUCAGCGAGUUGAUGGUGUGAAUCGUGGGAGUGUGGGGAUGGCAUUUGCACGCACUAACGCAGCUGGUGAUUAUGGAGGAGAUUACAGCGGCGGUGACUACAGCGGUGGUGACUAUAACGGAGGCGACAACGGUGGUGACUACAACGGAGGCGACAACGGUGGUGACUACAACGGAGGCGACAACGGUGGUGACUACAACGGAGGCGACAACGGUGGUGACUACAACGGAGGUGACUACAACGGAGGUGACAACGGUGGUGACUACAACGGAGGUGAGAACGGUGGUGACUACAACGGAGGUAUUCUCGAGGAGCACAACAAGGCACGGCAGGAAGUGGGUGUGCCGGAUCUGGCAUGGGACGACGGAGUGGCAGCAACGGCACAGGAGUGGGCGAACGAGCUGGCGUCCAAAGGGUGCCCUCUGGAGCACGGCGGAGCAGAGGGGCUCGGGCAGAACCUCUACUGGCUGUCACCCGCAGGGCUGACCCCCCAGGAGGACCGUGGGGCAGUGCAGUCAUGGGUGGAGGAGAAGGCGGACUGGACCCCCAGCCCCAUUCCCGACGGGUGUGCGGACGGCAAGAUGUGUGGGCACUACACGCAGGUGGUGUGGCGCGACACCACUCAUGUCGGUUGCGCCUCUGCUCAGUGCCCCGAUGGCUCCGGCAUGUGGGUCUGCAACUACUCGCCCCCAGGCAACUUUGCCGGCCAGACUCCUUUCUAG